Molecule: messenger RNA, 576 nt
Organism: Pyricularia oryzae 70-15
Lineage: Eukaryota; Fungi; Ascomycota; Sordariomycetes; Magnaporthales; Pyriculariaceae
Exons: 1
Coding region: 1-576 (191 amino acids)
Molecular function (GO): toxin activity
Source: RefSeq, a predicted model, not a curated record
AUGUUUAAUCCCUUUGGCAUUUCCACCUUUGCCCUCGCACUACUCCUGAUCAACGCCGUCGCCGCCAUCACCCCAGCACUCCUGUACCGCGGCGACACCCGCAGCCCCGAAACCAUCGAAAAGUCGAAUGGCUUCCUCAGCCGGGCCGUCACGCUGGGGCUGGCCGAGGACUACAGCAUAACGCCGGUGAUGCACGUAAAGCUGCCGCGCAAGGACCGCCGAUACCCGCACGACCCCUGGAUAUCGACGUCCAAGAGCUGGAAGUCGACGUACUUUUUCAUCAGCGUGAGGCAGGAUGGCAAGACGGCUUGGGUCUACCACAUCAGGACGCAGGGGUUGUGCUUUCGCGACGUCUUUGCGGAGCACAGGGCCGCGGGGGUGCCGUAUACCAUGGGUCACGAGCAGGAGUUUGUGACGGCGAGUUGGAUCCCCUGGGAUAACGUCGAGGGGUGGCAUAUUGUCGAGCCGGAUGGCAAGAGGACAUAUGUACCAAAGAACAAGAAACAUGUACCUUUUUUGUCUACUUCAAUAUCUGAGGAAAGCGGGCGGCAACGGCCGAAUCAGGUGUCUCUCUGA